This is a messenger RNA of Hibiscus syriacus, 869 nucleotides long. RefSeq lists its product as uncharacterized. Lineage: Eukaryota; Viridiplantae; Streptophyta; Magnoliopsida; Malvales; Malvaceae. Gene Ontology annotation, molecular function: S-adenosylmethionine-dependent methyltransferase activity. The record is from RefSeq and is a predicted model, not a curated record. The transcript has a single exon. The coding region runs from base 47 to 844 and encodes 265 amino acids.
CUUUCUUCUUCUUCAAAUUUGUUAUGUUUGUUCAUUUCAUGCAAGUAUGAAAGCUGCAAAAACAAUACCUUCUAUAUUAAAAUACGUCCUCGUAAUCUCCGUUUCUCUCUUGGUCUUUGUUUCUCUUCAGAAUCGCCGCUCUAAUACCCUACUCGCCACCACUAUCACCGUCACCGGCGUCACCACCUCCAACGACCACUACACUACUUCUUUUUCUUCCGCUCUGGACUUCUCCGAUGACCUCAAAAUCAGGGCUGGCUACACCACCUACGACGCCUACAUCCAACGCCAACUCAAUAAAACCCUCAACCCAAAGCUACGGAAAAUAUGGACGACCCGAGAUUGGGACCGGAAAAUCAAGGUCUUCUCCAGAUUCUUCAACGAAAUGAAGCUCGAAAACUUGCUAUCCAACUCCUCGAAAUCUCUCUCCAUCGGCGCCCGCGUCGGCCAGGAGGUGGAGGCUCUCAAACGCGUCGGCGUCACCGAUGCCGUCGGCAUCGACCUCGUCCCCUUCCCGCCGCUCGUCGUUAAAGGCGACUUCCACAACCAACCUUUCGGCAACGACACCUUCGAUUUCGAGUUCUCCAACGUCUUCGACCACGCGCUUUACCCGGAAAAGUUCGUCGCCGAGAUCGAACGGACGCUAAAGCCUAACGGCGUCUGUAUUUUACACGUGGCGUUAUCGAGACGGGGUGACAAGUACUCGGCUAACGAUUUGUACAGCAUUAAACCAUUGAGUAAGCUUUUCCGGCGAUCGGAACUGGUACGUGUGCGUAAAGUUGACGGGUUCGGGUUGGACACCGAAGUUGUAUUUCGUAAGAAGAAAAUGAUCCGACGGUCCUAAUUUGAUUUGUUACUUAUUUAGUUAU